Messenger RNA from Haplochromis burtoni (Burton's mouthbrooder), 4395 nucleotides. Its product is annotated as scavenger receptor cysteine-rich type 1 protein M130. Gene Ontology annotation, cellular component: membrane. The record is from RefSeq and is a predicted model, not a curated record. The transcript has 22 exons. The coding region runs from base 1 to 4395 and encodes 1464 amino acids. NCBI's taxonomy places the organism in Eukaryota, Metazoa, Chordata, Actinopteri, Cichliformes, Cichlidae.
AUGUUCCGAUAUCUUCUCUGUGUUUUGUUUUCAGCUGUGUCCAUCAUUUUAACUGGAUCUGGAUCGACUCGAUGUUCUGGAAGAGUUGAAGUUUAUCACAAUAACAGCUGGGGAACAGUCUGUGAUGAUGGCUGGGACUUAAAUGAUGCUCAGGUGGUUUGCAGACAGUUAAACUGUGGGUCGGCACUGGAAGUUCCUCAAUCAGCUCACUUUGGUGCAGGAACUGGACAGAUCUGGCUUGACAAUGUGACCUGUUCAGGAAAUGAAAGUUCUCUAACUGAGUGUCAACACAGUGGAUUUGGAUCAAACAGAUGUGAACAUGGUCAGGAUGCUGCUGUCAUCUGUUCAGAUCUGAUUAGAUUAGCUGGUUCUGGAUCAUCUCGAUGCUCUGGCAGAGUUGAAGUUUAUCAUGAUAAUGUCUGGGGAACAGUCUCUGAUUAUAGCUGGGACUUAAAUGAUGCUGAGGUGGUUUGCAGAGAGAUAAACUGUGGGUCUGCACUAGAAGCUACUCCAUCAUCUAAAUUUGGUGCAGGAACUGGACAGGUCUGGCUCAGUGGUGUGAGCUGUUCAGGAAAUGAAAGUUCUCUAACUGAAUGUCAACACACUGGAUGGGGAAAGUACUACAACUACUACUACAGUUUACAUUCUGAUGAUGUUGGUGUCAUGUGUUCAGGUGUGAUCAGAUUAACUGGAUCUGGAUCGACUCGAUGUUCUGGUAGAGUUGAAGUUUAUCACAAUAACAGCUGGGGAACAGUCUGUGAUGAUGGCUGGGACUUAAAUGAUGCUGAGGUGGUUUGCAGACAGAUAAACUGUGGGUCGGCACUGGAAGUUCCUCAAUCAGCUCACUUUGGUGCAGGAACUGGACAGAUUUGGCUUGACAAUGUGACCUGUUCAGGAAAUGAAAGUUCUCUAACUGAGUGUCAACACAGUGGAUUUGGAUCAAACACAUGUGAACAUGGUCAGGAUGCUGCUGUCAUCUGUUCAGAUCUGAUCAGGUUGGCUGGUUCUGGAUCGAGCCGAUGUUCUGGCAGAGUUGAAAUCUUUCACAAUAACGUCUGGGGAACAGUCUCUGAUUAUAACUGGGACCUAAAUGAUGCUGAGGUGGUUUGCAGACAGUUAAACUGUGGGUCUGCACUACAAGCUCCUCGAACAGCUUACUUUGGUGCAGGAACUGGACAGAUUUGGCUCAGUGGUGUGAGCUGUUCAGGAAAUGAAAGUUCUCUAACUGAAUGUCAACACUCUGGAUGGGGAAACUCCUACUACUACUACUACUACUACUACUACUAUAGACAUUAUUAUGAUGCUGGUGUCAUCUGUUCAGGUCCAAUCAGAUUAACUGGAUCUGGAUCAAGUCAAUGUUCUGGAAGAGUUGAAGUUUAUCACAGUAACAGCUGGGGAACCGUCUGUGAUGAUGGCUGGGACUUAAAUGAUGCUGAGGUGGUUUGCAGACAGUUAAACUGUGGGUCGGCACUGGAAGUUCCUCAAUCAGCUCACUUUGGUGCAGGAACUGGACAGAUCUGGCUUGACAAUGUGACCUGUUCAGGAAAUGAAAGUUCUCUAACUGAGUGUCAACACAGUGGAUUUGGAUCAAACACAUGUGAACAUGGUCAGGAUGCUGCUGUCAUCUGUUCAGCUGUGUCCAUCAUUUUAACUGGAUCUGAAUCAACUCGAUGUUCUGGAAGAGUUGAAGUUUAUCACAACAACAUCUGGGGAACAGUCUGUAAAGAUGGCUGGGGUUUAAAUGAUGCUCAGGUGGUUUGCAGACAGUUAAACUGUGGGACGGCACUGGAAGUUCCUCAAUCAGCUCACUUUGGUGCAGGAACUGGACAGAUCUGGCUUGAUCAUGUGACCUGUUCAGGAAGUGAAAGUUCUCUAACUGAGUGUCAACACAGUGGAUUUGGAUCAAACAGAUGUGAACAUGGUCAGGAUGCUGCUGUCAUCUGUUCAGAUCUGAUUAGAUUAGCUGGUUCUGGAUCGAGCCGAUGUUCUGGUAGAGUUGAAAUCUUUCACAGUAACGUCUGGGGAACAGUCUCUGAUUAUAACUGGGACUUAAAUGAUGCUGAGGUGGUUUGCAGACAGUUAAACUGUGGGACUGCACUAGAAGCUACUCCAUCAUCUAAAUUUGGUGCAGGAACUGGACAGGUCUGGCUCAGUGGUGUAAGCUGUUCAGGAAAUGAAAGUUCUGUAACUGAAUGUCAACACACUGGAUGGGGAAACUACUACAACUACUACUACAGUUUACAUUCUUAUGAUGUUGGUGUUAUCUGUUCAGGUGUGAUCAGAUUAAAUGGAUCUGGAUCGACUCGAUGUUCUGGCAGAGUUGAAGUUUAUUACAAUAACAGCUGGGGAACGGUCUGUGAUGGUGGCUGGGACUUAAAUGAUGCUGAGGUGGUUUGCAGACAGCUAGACUGUGGGUCGGCACUGGAAGUUCCUCAAUCAGCUCACUUUGGUGCAGGAACUGGACAGAUUUGGCUCGGUGAUGUGACCUGUUCAGGAAGUGAAAGUUCUCUAACUGAGUGUCAGCACAGUGGAUUUGGAUCAAACAGAUGUGAACAUGGUCAGGAUGCUGCUGUCAUCUGUUCAGAUCUGAUCAGGUUGGCUGGAUUUGGAUCGAGCCGAUGUUCUGGCAGAGUUGAAAUCUUUCACAAUAACAUCUGGGGAACAGUCUCUGAUUACAACUGGGACCUAAAUGAUGCUGAGGUGGUUUGUAGACAGAUAAACUGUGGGUCUGCACUACAAGCUCCUCGAUCAGCUUACUUUGGUGCAGGAACUGGACAGAUUUGGCUCAGUGGUGUGAGCUGUUCAGGAAACGAGAGUUCUCUAACGGAGUGUCCAAACUUUGGAUGGGGAAACUACUACAAUGGACAUUAUUCUGAUGCUGGUGUCAUCUGUUCAGGUCCAAUCAGAUUAACUGGAUCUGGAUCAAGUCAAUGUUCUGGAAGAGUUGAAGUUUAUCACAAUAACAGCUGGGGAACAGUCUGUGAUGAUGGCUGGGACUUAAAUGAUGCUCAGGUGGUUUGCAGACAGUUAAACUGUGGGUCGGCACUGGAAGUUCCUCAAUCAGCUCACUUUGGUGCAGGAACUGGACAGAUCUGGCUUGACAAUGUGACCUGUUCAGGAAAUGAAAGUUCUCUAACUGAGUGUCAACACAGUGGAUUUGGAUCAAACACAUGUGAACAUGGUCAGGAUGCUGCUGUCAUCUGUUCAGGUAUUUCUCCAAGUCCAACAAACCCUCCUGAGCCAGUGAAGUUUAUUAUAGACUUGAACUUGCUCUUCCCAAUAUCCAGUCUGCCCCCAAAUUUCAUUGAUCUAUUCAGAGGCUAUGUGAGAAAUGUGUCCUUCCCCCAAACCAUCACUGAGUCUUUAAUACUAGAAGACUUGAACUUCACCACAUGGUGCUAUCCAAACUCCACUGGAGGACAGCAGUGUCAAUGUGAGGACCAGUUUGCCUGGUCAUGUGACAAGUGUGGCCGAUACGGUGCAUGCAGUAAUGUCACCUCCCAAACCUGUGAAUGCAUCAAAGGACUUCCUUCUACUGGAGAGUUCUGUGAACCAAUCACAGAUAUUGCUCCAUGUCCACCAUCAACUCCUGCCACAACACCAUCAACACCAUCAACAACAUCACCUACACCAACACACACACCAAUGGACUUUGAUAUAGUCCUUGAAUUACACAUCCCAGCAUCCAGUGUGGCCCCAGAUUUCAGUGAUGUACUCAGACACAUUGUGAGAAAUGUCUCCCUAAACCAAAUCAUCACUGAGUCUUUAACACUGAAAAACCUGACCUUCACCACAUGGUGCUAUCCAAACUCCACUGGAGGGCAGCAGUGUCAGUGUGAGGACCAGUUUGCUUGGUCAUGUGACAAGUGUGGCCGUUACGGUGCCUGUAGUGAUGUCAUCUCCCCAAUAUGUGGGUGCAUAAAAGGACUUCCUUCUACUGGAGAGUUCUGUGAGCCAAUCACAGAUGUUUCUUCAUGUCCAACAACAACUCCUGUCAUAACACCAUCAACGACAUUAACUACAGCAACAACCGAGCCAGUGGAGUUUUAUAUAGACUUGAACUUGCUCUUCCCAAUAUCCAGUCUGCCCCCAAAUUUCAUUGAUCUAUUCAGAGGCUAUGUGAGAAAUGUGUCCUUCCCCCAAAACAUCACUGGGUCUUUAAUAAUAGAAGACUUGAACUUCACCACAUGGUGCUAUCCAAACUCCACUGGAGGACAGCAGUGUCAGUGUGAGGACCAGUUUGCCUGGUCAUGUGAGAAGUGUGGCCAAUACGGUGCAUGCAGUAAUGUCACCUCGCACACCUGUGAAUGCAUCAAAGAGCUUCCUCCUGGUGGAGAGUUCUGUGAGCCAAUCUCAAAUAUUUCUCCAUGUCCAACAACAACUCCAGGUAUGUGA